Topomyia yanbarensis is the source of this 5946-nucleotide messenger RNA. RefSeq names its product titin homolog. The record is from RefSeq and is a predicted model, not a curated record. Lineage: Eukaryota; Metazoa; Arthropoda; Insecta; Diptera; Culicidae. The transcript has 3 exons. Gene Ontology annotation, molecular function: zinc ion binding. The coding region runs from base 192 to 5816 and encodes 1874 amino acids. Gene Ontology annotation, cellular component: nucleus.
AUCACGCACACCCAUAUCUUGUCUAUCAACAAUCCUUAAACGAAGAAGGUUUCUUGCAAGAAGAAGGAAAUUCAUGUCAAAAAACAUGGAAGCGAAGUACAAGUAGUGUUCUGCCGUCGGAAAAUAUUGGUUUUCAGUCCCAAAACUGCACUGAAAGUGAACUCCAGCUGUCGGAAUUGGUGCCAACAAAGAUGGAACGGUUUGCGAUCAACAUUUUGCACAAGCAGAUAUACAAAAUAUGUCGUUUGUGCGGUGUGGAUAAUCCGGUGAAGUUUCCCAUCAUCGAUGAAAACGAGACCGUCAUAGUCGGCGACGACGAUGAAGCGACGCUAGUAAGAAAAAUCGAGGAAUGUGUUGGUAUACAGGUCUGCAAAGAUGACAGAAUGCCGCAGAAUAUUUGUUCUCUGUGUGUGGAUAAGAUCAAUGACUUCUUCGAGUAUCGAUUGAUGUGCGCAGCGACAAAUCUGCAAACCAGAACCAUUUUGAACCUGCCCUUGGUAGACCCGACACGGAAGCUAAUUCCUCCUAUUGGUGACGGGACGAAGUUGGAAGUGAAGGAUGUCAAAACGGAUGUAAAAAAAGUUGUCGAGGCGGCCAGUACCAGUGGCGUUAGCAGUACUAGUUCGACCAAAAAAGGUAAAAAAAGGCGAGCCUCUCCAUCCCCAUCACCAUCACCAGCACCUACCACCAGAGUCAAAGCCGCAGUCGAUAUCGUUAAGGAUGAACCUGUACCCACGACACCUGUGAAAGCACUUACGAAAAAAGAACGACUGAAGCAAUUACAACAACAACAGAAGGAAAAGGAAGAAAGGAAGCUAAAAGAUGAUAAGAAAAAACUAAAAGAGGAUGAUAAGAAAAAAAUUAAGGAGGACGACAAGAAAAAAAUAAAAGAGGAUGAUAAGAAAAAGGUAAAAGAAGAGGAUAAGAAAAAAGUAAAGGAAGACGAUAAGAAAAAAGUCAAAGAUGAAGACAAGAAAAAAAUCAAAGAUGAGGACAAGAAGAAAAUUAAGGAUGAAGACAAGAAGAAGAUUAAAGACGAAGACAAAAAGAAAAAAGAGAUUCCAGUGGAAAUUUCAUCUGAGCUGAAGCACACAAGAUCGAAGCGUAAAGAAUCAACACCACCUAAGGAAGUAAGUGAUGUUGAACUGAGUGUGCCUGCACCGAAAAAGAUCAAAUUUGAGCAUCCUUGCUCUUACUGCUCAGAUGAGUUCAAGACACAGACUGAGUUAGAUGGUCAUUUAAUCUCUAAACAUACUCCAUUGGUUCGCAAGUUUGGCUGUGGUUCAUGUCGUGAAAAUUUCGAUUCUGUCCUUGAAUUUAAGGAUCACAAUUUGUGGCAUCAGUUAACUCGUACUUUGUACACAUGCUUUAAGUGCAAACGGAAAUACGACAAAAAUGCUGCCCUUGUUAAGCACGUCUCUCUCAAUGCCUGCGGUCGAGUAUCCAGAGGACGGCCUCCAGCUAUAAAACCGGAUGUUCAGUGCCGUUUGUGUAACAAGAAGUUCAAGACUCAGAAUUUGUACGAAUGGCAUAGCUGUUUCCUGAAACCGAAAGCCAACUGUCCAAAAUGCAAUAAGUUCUUCGUAAAGAAGCCUGUUCUCACUAGGCACUACAUGAUGUUUUGCACUGGAAGUCUCCCACCACCGGAACCGGUAAUUAUUCCAAAAGAGGAACCAGUUGACUCUACUGAUAAGAAAAUGAUUGGGUCUUCUGGAGCGGCUCCUAACAGUGCAGAAAGAAGAACUCGUCGUUCCGUUCCUGCAGAACCGGAGUUACCGAAGGAAGAACGUGAAAUUCCGUUCCCCCCUCCUUUAGAGCUGGCACAAGAAGUUGCCACAUCUCCAUCUGGCAGCAAAAAGAAAACAUUACGUUUCAAAGAGACCGUUGAAGUAGUCACACCAACACUGGAAACAGCGAAAAUCACUUCACUGCUUGAUUCCGGUGCAAAAUUAGGCCGAGAUACAGAUAUUGCCACAAUCAACAAUUUACUUAGCUCUGUGACUGAGGCAAUAGCUAGUCUUUCGGAAGCUAAAGCCAAAAAGAAGAAGAAAAGGAAAGAUAAAAACAAGGAGAAGGAGCGAACGGACGACAACCCACCUGCAGGGACUCCUCUCGUAGAAACUCCCGUAGUAACUACCCCCGUAGAAACUGCUCUCACAGAAACUCCUCCUGUAGGAACUCCUUCGCCAGUUGACGAUAGCACGGUAGCAAUUGCUAUGGAAGUAGGUGAGAUGUCUUUAGAUCAACAGUUGGCAUUCUGUUCUGAUAAGCUACCAAUGGUAGUGUUGGCAAAGACACAAUUCAAACAAGAGUGUACGGAGAUCGACAUGGAACCUUCGCAGCUGCAGGAGCCGAUGGAUGAGGACGACGUUGAAACAAAUGAUUUUGAAGAUACUGCGAAUGAUUUUGCAGAUUUUCAGAGUGAUGACGAAGAUGCAGAGGAACAGGAAGAUGAAAGUGGGCAGCAAGAGAAGGAGCCACAAGUGGAAAAGUCUCCUUCACAUGAAUCAACUGCCGAGGAAGAAGAAUCUCCAUUUCCAAUGCCUAUCAAGCAAGAACCAGAUAUUGAAUCGCAAAAUGAAGAUGAAGAGAAAGAAGAAGGAGAAGAAGAAAAAGAUGGGGAAGAGGAAGAACAUCCUCCUGCAGAUGCGUCAUCACCAAAUGCUUCUGUUUUACCGGCAGUGGCUUCUGUUACAAUAGAAAAAGAACCUCAUUUUGAUGUACGGUUUGCUAUAAACAUUAAGAAGGAGCCUGGCUUGGAAGAGGAAUCUGAGCCACCGCCGGCCAAACGGAAACGACCCGAGUCACGCUCAUGUGCUGAGACAUCAAUAUCAACUAAAAUCGUUGAUGAAUUACCUAGACCGCUAAUUAUUACAAUUAAAAAAGAAAAGGGGCUGCUCAAUGCUUCUGUAGCGCCGACAGCGGAAAUCAGAACGAUUGUUUUGGAUGACGAGGACGAUGAUGAUGAGCUAUCAGCUAAUCCAGUUCAAACAAAGGGCAGAAAAAGAGUAUACAAGAAGCCUAAUUUUCUGGCCGUUAAAAUCAAACAAGAAAAAAUUGACCCGACAUAUGACCAACAGGAAAAGCUUGGACCAGAAAUAUGUGAUCUUCCAGGCAAUAUUCAAAUCAAGCAAGAGCCGGUUGAUGACAGUCUUCCUCGGGUUUCCAAGGCAUCUGAGAAAGGAUCAGAAGGGCAACUGCCGGUGGAACAAGCGGGAGACAAGAAUAGCCCAUCAAGCGAAAAAUCAGCAUCCCCUAUAAUCGCAUUUGAUGGCGUUCGCAUUAAACAGGAAAAACAAGAUACUACAGCUCAAGCAUCACUAACACCGGAGCUAACACCAGUGCAGGAUCCAAAACCGGUGGAAAGGAAGAAAAAAUCUAAGGUUAAAAUAAAUCCAUUUGCGCUACUCAAGCAGAGAAUGGCGGCAGAGGCAGCUGCAAAAAGCCUACAAGGGCCAGAAACACCGGUUAAGGCAACUCAGGCAUCGUCCCCACUUCCAGUCAUUACAAAUGUCGUAGGUAAUGCUCCUGCUGCGUCUAGGUCGUCUUCACUGACAAGCUCGUCCGGCCGAAACACGCCCAUUUCUGAAGUCGAGGUACAGCAACGAGUAACCGUACCAAGUAUUACACCAGUCAUUUCGAAAGCCACCACUAGCGAGGCAGAUUUCCCAAUGCCAAUCAAACGAGAAAUCAUAGAUGAAAUAACGGAAGAUCAAACCGGUUCAAAUGAAGGCGAACAAGCAGAGCUCGAUGAUGAUUUUCCAAUGCCAAUUAAGGAAGAGGUAUCCGACACUAUUCCUGAAGAUAAUCCGGACGAUGUCGAAGAACCGGACUUUCCUAUGCCAAUCAAGGAAGAAUUGGAAGAAUCAGAGAUAGAUGACGGUCAGGUCAAUAAUGAAACAGAAGGCAAUUUGUCGAGAGAAGAAGAUUCCGAUCAUGAGCCGUGUGACAAACCGAAUGACGGCGAGCUUCAGAGUGAAGAGGAUGAACAAUCGAAGGUAGAAGAGUCCGACAACGAGAAAACCGACAAAUCCAAGGAAGAUGAUGUACAGAGUGAGGAAGAUGACGCGAUGCAGGAGGAGAUUCCUGAAAAUGGAGAAGCAGACUUGCAGGAAAAAGUUGAGAAAAGUGACGAGUCAAAUGAUGAUGAGCUACAGAGUGAAGAGAUGUCAGAAAAUGGGAAAACUGAAAAAUCAAAUGAAGAUGAUCUACAGAGUGACGAGGAUGACGCGAUGCAGGAGGAAAUGCCUGGUUCGCAGAAAAAAGAGCUGCAGAUAAAAGACGAAUCCCAUUCCUGUGAUCUACAGAGUGAGGAGGAUGACGUGUCGAAAGUAGAAGAACCAGAAAAUGGGAAUGACGAAAAACUAAAGGAAGAUGAUUUAGAGACUGACGGGGGUAACGCCAUGCAGGAGGAAAUGCCUGAAAAUGAAGAGGUUGAUUUGAUGGAGCAAAAGAAGUCCCUAAAAGAGGAGAGUGACAAGUCGAAUGAAAGAGCAGAUCUACAAAAGGAAGAGGAUGAAUUGGCGAAGGCAGAAGAGUCGGAGGAUGAGAAAUCCGAAAAUUCAAAUGAUCAAGAGCUAGAGAAUGAAGAAAACGACGCGUCGCAGGAAAAGGUGUCUGAAGAUGAAGAAGAGGAUUCGAUGAAGGAAAAUGACCCACAAGCGAAUAAGACUGACAAGUCGAAUCCGAAUGAUGAAUUGAGGAGUGAGGAUGGUGACUCAAUGGAAAGUGAAAAGUCAGUGAAUGCAAAAGAAGAUCAUCCAGUAGAUCAGGACGAAUGUGUUGCCAUAGACUAUGCGACGAGCAGUGGCAUGGUGGAUGAAGAGAAGGGUAAAUUAUCAGAUGAGAAGCCCACAAAUGAUGAAGAUAUAGAGAUGAAAGAUGAUUCUAGUAAUAGCACGGACAAUGAAGAAGACGAUUGCGUGCAAGAAAAUAAUCAAAGAGAGAUGUUGAGGACAGAAGAAGCGGAUGAUCUGCAGGAAUUCUUAGCAGCAGUAGACAAGUCAAAUCAAAAGGAACAGCUCAGUGAUGAACAAGAGAACUCUACAUCGUCUAUUUCUGAUAUCCCUAUGGAGGAAUACGAACAGGUUUCGCACAAACCUUUCAGUGAUUGUAACACGGAGGUUGCUGAGACCAAAAGAAAUUCUGAUCUAUUUUCUCCUAGUUGUGCAAAUCAAGUAGUUAAAAGCAGUGAAGUGGUAUCAGAAUUUAUUAGUGCGCAACUUGACGUUCUACAGCGAGUAGCAGAGUCUACGGCUGACCACCACCCAGUAGCUGGGUCAUCUGUGGAUGUGGGCAACACACAAGAUGACGUUUUAGAAACAGUAUCUCUUUCACCAAUUAGCCCUUCGCCGAAACAACGAACGCCAUCACAAUCUGAUUUCGAUGAGUUACAAAAUCUGCUUACAGAAGGGUUGAAACCUUCAGACAUCUCUAGUUCAGUGAAUCCAGAUGCGGUUGUUUCUUCCUCAUCUACCAGUGCGUUGGCAUCCGAUGCUAACGGGGCCAGUGUCACUGGCUUGGAUGACCUGGACAGUCUACUGAAUAAUAAGUUAGAAGAAAUCUCCGAUCAGCUAAAGAGUCUGCCACCCUCCGCUGAAACCACUACAACUGCCACACAAAAUGAGGACAUCAGUUUGGCGUUUGAACGUGAAUUGUUGCAUGAGAUGAUGCCACAAAUUGGUAAUCAGAAUAGCGAUGCAUUGCGGACAGAAAUGAAUCCUAUGCCGACUAAUAGUAGUAGCGUUAGCGAUAAUGGUAUAUUAUAUGUAGACCCGAAUCCGUUAGUAGAUGGAAGUACUGGUGCACAAUCGUAAGAGUUCGAAACCCUUCAAUUUUGAUGUAUUAAAAACAGGAUCAUACAUUGCGAUAGUACUGAAACUCAAAGUUUAAUAUUUUCAGAUUUACCUAACCGUAGUAGAGCUUGUAUUUUAUUAUUUUUGAUAU